This is a messenger RNA of Dentiscutata erythropus, 200 nucleotides long. NCBI's taxonomy places the organism in Eukaryota, Fungi, Glomeromycota, Glomeromycetes, Diversisporales, Gigasporaceae. The record is from the annotation of a GenBank genome assembly.
AAGAUUUGUCUAAAGAACAUCAAGCUACUUUCAGAUUAUUAGAAGCAUUAUCACAGCAUGAUUUUUUUGAAGAAUUUGAAACAUUUGCAGAUUCUGAUAUAGCUGAACCAGCUAAAUUCUCUCUUAUUUACAAAUUUAUUAAAUUUUGUAUAUGGUGCAUCACAGUCCAUCAACAACAACUUGAGAGGCUAUUUAAUUAA